Drosophila arizonae is the source of this 1615-nucleotide messenger RNA. RefSeq names its product galectin (gene galectin). NCBI's taxonomy places the organism in Eukaryota, Metazoa, Arthropoda, Insecta, Diptera, Drosophilidae. Gene Ontology annotation, molecular function: carbohydrate binding; galactoside binding. The record is from RefSeq and is a predicted model, not a curated record.
GCUCCAAGCAUCUCAGAAACGAGAAAUUCUGUGACGCUUUCUGUCAACCGGUUAGUAUGACUGCAAUCACGUUGUUGAUACGCGAACUCUGCGAUCUGUCGGAUGCAUUUUGGCACAGCCAUUUCAAUUUCGUGCGAAGUUUACAAUAUUACCAUACCAAACGCCGUCUGCGUUCCUUUUGGUUUUACUGUCGAGAACACUGGUUGUAUCAGUGCAAAAGCCCACCAGGCUACAGCGAAAUUGAAAGCAUGCAACAUGCUACGGGAACACAAAUAGACUUUGCAGCUGUUGAAGCGAGCGCAAGCUACCAGCCCUUUGAAAACUUUGACCACCAGCAAAUGGAAUGGUGCAAUGAUAUCGAAAUUGUGAAUGGUAUGGAUUUUAAUGCUUCCUUUUAUGAAUACUCUGAUGCACUGCCCAAAUUUUAUACCGAUGAUGUUGGUGAACUCUAUGAAGGCGUUAGCUUCACGUUUAGUGGAAAAAUUUCAAUUCACUGCGAGAGGUUUUCCAUCAACUUUAUAUACGAUAAUGCGACACGGGAUGUUGCCUUGCACAUUAAUCCCCGUCUUCCUCAGAACUACAUUGUACGUAACACCAAAGUCCGCGACGUCUGGGGCCGUGAGGAAGUGUCUUCGGCGUUACCGUUUUUACUACGUCGCGGGGAUAGGUUUGCAAUACAAGUGCUUAUUACGGAUGCAUGCUAUAUGAUAUCGAUCAAUGGCAAUCAUUUUGCUGAAUAUUCCCACCGCCUUCCUUUGAGUGGUGUUAAAAUUCUGGAUGUGAAAGGCGACGUGGAAGACGUGAAAAUGGAGCGUACCGUGGUUCAGGCUUACCCGCAACGCUUAAAAGAAUCAGCGGUACGGAUCAUAGAAGCUCACCUCUCUGCAGAGGCGGACGAGGUUGAUGCCAAUGUCGAGGAUGUUAUUAAUAUACCUCAUGAAUGGUGCCUCAUCAGUGCACCCAGUGCAAAACUUGCAAACAAUUCAUUUAAGUGUCAUCGCAAUUCUACUGAUCUAGGGCUUACGCUUCCAUACUAUGGGACAUUUUUACCAAAAUCAUUGCGAGAAGGUCGGUGCCUAAGGAUUGAUGGUCGUGUUCGCCUAUUACCACAUUCGUUUUACAUAAAUUUGCAACAAGGUCAAAAUAUUUGGCCACAUCCCAUUAUUGCAUUCCAUUUGAAUCCACGCUUCUCACAAACAAGCACUGAUGCUAUAGGAAAAGCUAUCGUAUGUCGUAACGCUUGGUAUAAUGGAUCUUGGGCCGAAGAGGAACGCUCUGAACUGGACACGAAUUUUAGUCCGGGUCGUACAUUUAGCUUGGUCAUUGCAUGUUCCGCGAAUUCGUUUGAAGUCUAUGUUAACCGACAGUUCCUUACUGAAUUUAAAUAUCGAAUUCAACCAGAUAUUGUUGAUACGGUAUAUAUACAGGGUGACGUAAAGCUCUGGAAUGUGACACUAGAAGUCAAUCCAUUUAUUAAGGGGAAAAAUGUGCGCAUCUAUCAUAAUCCUUUACCUUUAGAAGAGUAUUAGAUAAGACUUUAGGUCGUUCUCUUCCUGUUUUCUUGUUAUAAGCUUAAGUAUAAACCAGUUGCCUUUUAAGACAAUAAUUUGCUUUC